CACCCAUCCUGCAAUUAAUCAAUUAAUUCCGGGAACGAGGCUCUCCGAUUCCGAUUGCUACCAGGAGUACAGCGCUUCACUUAAAUGUUUAGAAGAAUUUAGCUCCGACAAGAGUAAAUGUCAAAAGCAUUUUGACAUGUACAAGGAAUGUAAGAAAAAAGAGAGAGAAGCCCGGCUGGAGCGCAAUAGAAGUCGUUCUUUCUUCUCCUGAGAGUCUAUUCUGGUAAUGCUUAAAAAAGCGAGGUGUUUGUGCCUUUGUGGCACUUAGAGACUCGGCUGAUGCAUAAUAGAAGUUGUACUAAAGUUUUUGUGAGUAUUUUUCUUGAGCAAUGCUAGAGUUACAAACUAAAUAGUCACAAACUUUACAAACUUACCAUUCGUGAAUCUCAUUAAGAGCACAAAAUAAUUUUAAAUAAUUUUGAAGUAAAAAUUUAUGUUUACAAAUGGUAAGUGUGUGAAAUUCAUGACUAUUUAGUUUGUGACUAACAAGUAAUGCCACUCAACUAGUUCAAAUUUGGUAUCGUCAAUAUGGCGCACUUAAAUUUUCACUUAGCAUUUAGAGAGUGAGAAUAAGGAAUUUAAGUGAGUGGGAAGUGGCAUUAGUCAUUUAAGAUGCGGCAUUAGCGGCAGCCAAAUGCUCUUAACUCAGAUGUAUGAUUCUACUUGUUAAAUUUCUAUCUUUUGCUCUUUUUAAAAGGAGUAGUCGCUAUUAAAAAAUGCUUCUUUUGUCACGGAUUCUCGAAGUAUUAUAGUUUAAAAUUUCCUUGACACAUUUUUUUGUCAUGGAUUAGGGAACUGUGUCGAAUAUCGAUUUACUUAUGAAGAAAGCCCGGUGGAUUCCCACCUACUCGCAUCACAUAUGCAGCCGGAAAAUUCAGCUUCCGAGGCUGAAAAUUUGAAUCUUGGCACAUUUUUGUUGAAUCUGGAUAGAAAAAAGAGAGAGGAGGAAAAGAAUAAAAUAAAAGUAGAAAUGAAUUGCCUGUUCUACUUCAAGGAUAAGAGCAAAGGUAGGGGGAAAAGAUCUGAGCCAGUGAUGAAAGGGGGGAGUAAUAAAUCAGCUGCUAAGAGGUCCACACAGUCUUCUUGUGCAACCUCAACUCCCCGCAGGUUUUCGGAAGUGUAUGAGGGGAAAUCUCAGAAAUUGAGAGUGUUUUCGUUCCGAGAGCUUAGGCAAGCAACUGAUAACUUCCAUAGGUUGUUAAAGAUUGGCGAAGGCGGGUUCGGGUGUGUUUACAAGGGAAGAAUUAUGGCUGUUGAUGGACAUGGUGAGCCCAUUGUGGUUGCAAUUAAGAAGCUCAAUGCUGAUGGCCAUCAGGGCCAUAAAGAAUGGGUAGCAGAAGUGCAGUUUCUUGGGGUUGUGGAUCACCCGAACGUCGUCAAACUGAUCGGGUACUGUUCUGUUGAUGCAGAGAGGGGCAUUCAGCGACUGCUGGUCUAUGAAUAUAUGCCAAACAGAAGUCUUGAUGACCAUCUUUUCAACAAGGCUUAUCCGCCCCUUUCCUGGCAAAGAAGACUGCAGAUAGUGCUUGGAGCAGCUCAAGGUUUAGCAUAUUUGCACGAACAAUUGGAAGUUCAGGUUAUAUAUCGAGAUUUUAAGUCUUCAAACGUGUUACUAGACGAUGAUUUCAAGCCAAAGCUCGCAGGCUUUGGUCUUGCAAGGGAGGGCCCCACGGGGCUUGAUACUCACGUAUCCACAGCGGCUGUGGGCACAUAUGGCUACGCAGCACCGGACUAUGUUGAAACUGGUCACCUCACAGCCAAGAGUGACGUGUGGAGCUUCGGUGUGGUACUGUACGAAAUCCUAACAGGAAGAAGAUCAAUGGAGAGAAACAGACCCAUCUCAGAACAGAAUCUCUUGAAAUGGGUCAAGCAGUACCCGGCGGAUAGCCGGAGAUUCAAACGGAUAAUGGAUCCAAGACUGGGUAACCAAUACUCGCCAGGCUCGGCGAGACAGGUCGCGAAACUGGCCGACAUUUGCUUGUCAAAGAGCCCAAAGGAGCGCCCGAAGAUGAGCACAGUGGUGGAGACUCUGAAUCUGAUUCUUCAGAACAGCACUGCUUGUGACUGGGCUGGAGAAGAUCCAGUUCUUGAUGAUGAUGAUGAAGACCGGAUGCCAGAUCGGGUGGGCCCUGUCGAGUCAGAAACUCGGCGGAUGGCCCAUUUGGCGAAACUAAGCGAACGCGUUGGCGGGAUGAGCAAGAAAGGGUUUAUGAUCAUGCAUAGGGCUAAAGUCACUUGAAAACAAAAGGUCCCCCACCCCCCCACCCCCACCCACAUUCUAUAUACUUAAUUGAGGCCGGUUCUUUUGACACCGGUCCUCGGUGUCAUACAUUAUGACACCAAACCAUUUAGGGGCCCUACGGUGCUCCGUUGAGCUCAUAACUGGGUCUUACCCCCCUUCCCCCACCUUAUGUCACCGCUCCCAUGUUUCCAAAAUAGUUUAAAAUUAUUUUUUAAACAUAUAUUUAAAUAUCAAUUUUGAAAUCUUAACAAUUGCACAUGUUUUUUUUGCUAUUGUAAUAUGAAUUUUAUGGAAGCACAUUUUUUUUUGAGUUUAAGAGUGAAAUAUGUCAAUGGGUCAAGGUAGUGAAGAUUGAAAGGUGUGUAUCACACAAAUAAUUUAAAUGAAUGGGG
Molecule: messenger RNA, 2634 nt
Organism: Cuscuta campestris
Lineage: Eukaryota; Viridiplantae; Streptophyta; Magnoliopsida; Solanales; Convolvulaceae
Source: the annotation of a GenBank genome assembly